AGCACUCAAUGCUCAGCGAGAGGAGGAAGAGCGAGAACACGCGCUCGCGGCCAGCAUAAACCUGCUUCCAUUCAACACAGCAGCGAGAAGAGGUGGAGUGUAUGAAAACUGGUCAUGUCAGGACAGAGAAAAGGAGCUUCAGCACGUCUUCGGAAAUGUGCCUUCUGUAGAACCAACAGAGAUAAGGAGUGUGGUCAGUUACUGGUGGCAGAGAGCCACAGGGUGGCAGCCCACCACAAGUGCAUGCUAUUCUCAUCAGCCUUGGUCACAUCUCAUUCAGACAGUGAAAACAUCGGAGGCUUUUCUAUUGAAGAUGUGAAGAAGGAGAUAAAAAGAGGAAAUAAACUAAUGUGCACUUCCUGUCACCGGCCUGGGGCGACCAUCGGCUGUGAUGUAAAAACAUGUAGAAGGACGUACCAUUACUAUUGUGCUCUAUGGGAUAAAGCCCAGACCAAGGAGAAUCCCUCUCAAGGCAUCUAUCUUGUUUACUGUCGCAAACACAGAGAUGCCUCUCAAGAUGGCAGUGAUGAUGAACAGGGAGUUGCAGCCAAUGAUUCGGAUUCAUCUCCACCGAGGAGCAGAGGAAGGGGGCGUUUCGAGAAAAGCAGAAUCAGAGGUGUAUCUCGCGGACAGUCAGAUGACACCCGAUCCACGUCGUCGCAAGGCAAUGACGAUACAGAAAGCUCCUCGCAUCGAGACCGGUCUCCUCUGAGAGGCAGCCCUGGUGAUUCGGGUCUUCGAUGUGGUUUUUGUCAUGCCGGUGAAGAAGAGAAUGAAACGCGUGGUGUGCUACACUCCGACAAUGCCAAGAAAGUUGCUGCCCACUACAAAUGCAUGCUUUUUUCUUCGGGUACUGUCCAGCUAACUACCAGCUCUCGUGCCGAAUUCGGGAACUUUGACAUUAAAACAGUCAUCCAGGAAAUCAAGAGAGGAAAAAGAAUGAAAUGCACGCUCUGUGCCCAACUCGGAGCCACCAUUGGAUGUGAAAUAAAAGCUUGCGUGAAGACCUACCAUUAUCACUGUGGCCUGCAAGACAAGGCCAAAUACAUAGAGAACAUGGCGAGAGGAAUUUACAAGCUGUAUUGUAAGAAUCACAGUGGAAAUGAGGAAAGGGAUGAGGAAGAUGAGGAGAGGGAAAGUCGUAGUAGAGAGAAAGCUGCUAUUGACAACAGAGCAGAUCCUCCAUCGCAGGUCAACGGCAACUAGGAGAUGGUGCAUGAAGACGGGAGACAUGACGGGGAUAAAAGAAAUAUUUUUGUAUAAUCCUCAACUAGAAACUAGAAAGGGGCCAGCUCACGAUAUCUUCAGUUUUCCUCUCUUUGACAGUAUUUCAUGGACAUUGUGAGUGAGAAUGUAAGUUCAAUAUCAGAUGAUAUCGAUAUGUUACUGCAGUGUAAACCCUAACUUAGCUGGAUAGAUUUUAUUUAAGCAUAUGGUAUAUUAAUACUUCAAACCAUAUGAAUGGACGGCUGGAACAGUGUCAUCUGUUUGUGCUCAACCCUCCACUUUCCUCUAUGGCUGGACCCACACUGAGAAAGACUGAUCCUGGACUGUUUAUAGCGCAUCUCUUUCAAACCAUCAUGUUUAAUAAGCCUUUUAAAGUACUCUUUCAUGAAAGCUCUCUGUUUUUUCCUCUUUCUCUUUCAACAUGUAUUAUAUUUUAUUACUGUAUUAUACUCAUGAGUAAUAUUGGAUAUCAGUGGUUUUCUUUAUAGUACUGGACAGGAUUAAAGAACAUUGGCUAGCAUGCACUUUUCUUUA
Danio rerio (zebrafish) is the source of this 1761-nucleotide messenger RNA. RefSeq names its product PHD finger protein 6 (gene phf6). The record is from RefSeq and is marked provisional. Lineage: Eukaryota; Metazoa; Chordata; Actinopteri; Cypriniformes; Danionidae.